GUACGCAUACAUAUGUAUAUAUGAAAGAGAAUGCAAGUUAUAUGAUGCAGGCUGUAUAUGUAUAUGUCAUGUUAUGUUUUUAUGUAUCUAAGCAUUUAUAGAAUAUUUUCGAUGAAUUAGAAGUGAAUUUUACUAUUGGAAAAAUAAAUAUUUUUGGACAUGGCAAACUUACUAUGGUGGUUAUAUGGGAUGAAUAAGUGGAAUUAAAAGUAAUAAAAUUAUAUUUAAUAACUGACUUAUUCAGAAAUUAAGAAUUCGAAUAGCAAAACAUACACAUAACCUAUCAUAGCGUAAAGUGAUACGAAAGUUAUAAUCAUGCCGGUUUUUCAAGAAUCGUGUGCAGAGCAAAUUCAAGCUCAAACGAUCAUUAUAAUUCAUCCUGGAUCCAUGUAUCUUAGGAUGGGACGAGCAUCUGACUUAAAUCCUUGUACAAUGCUAAAUGCUGUUGCCAGAAAACGUUUAGCUGGAGGGUUAGAAUAUAAAGACAGUUUACUACCACCAGCUGUACCACGAACAAAAGAGCUGACACAAGCAAUGGAGGAAUCUCGUCUACAAGUAUCUCAUACAUUACAAUCUUGUCUGCAAUCAGAUGGAAGAAGAAGAUAUGCUACGCCACCCCAACAAAUAGCUGCUUUUAAUCGCAGAUCCAAUCCAGAAAUAUCAUCUCCAUGUAGUGUCGAAUGGAUAAAAACAGAUAAAGACAUUGUAGUUGGAGAUGAUGUAUUAUCGUUGAAUCCAGAUGAUAAUUUCAAUAUUCACUUUCCAUAUAGGAGAGGUGAACUUAACAUUCAUUCUGGUCCUGGUGGUAGCUUGAGAUCUGUUAUGGCUGAUUUAAAAACGAUUUGGGAAUACGUUCUCACAGAAAAAAUGGACAUUCCUUUAAGAGAUUUGAAACAUUAUCGUGCUGUUCUUAUAAUUCCAGAUAUUUAUAACAGGCAAUAUUUAAAAGAAUUGACAACUUUGAUGCUCUGUGAUAUUGGAUUUGGAGCAUGUUUUUUAUUACAAGAUCACGUGGCAGCUACGUUUGGUGCAGGACUGGGAUAUGCAUGUGUAGUUGAUGUUGGAGAUCAAAAAACAUCAGUUUCUUGUGUAGAAGAUGGAAUCUCUCAUAGAAAUACUAGAGUACGAAUGGAUUAUGGCGGAGGAGAUAUCACUCGGACAUUCUUCUGGCUACUUCAGAAAUGUGCUUUCCCUUACAAAACAUGCGAUCCAUCUAAUAAGCUAGACGCGUUACUCUUGAGUCAAUUAAAGAAAGAUUUUUGUCACGUUGAUUUGAAUGUAUGCGGAUCUCAGGAAAAGACGUUUGUAGUUCGAAAACCGAAGCAACAAACCGAGAAAUACACUCUACAAGUAGGCGAUGAGUGUUUAGUCGCACCUUUAAGUUUAUUUCAACCUGAAUUAUUUAAAGUUACUGGAACACAUAGCGUACAUAUACAAAAGAGGUCAAUGGGAGAUCCGGAAGACCCGCACGACGAAAAUUACCUGCGAGAAACGAGUAGAAGAGGUAUGAAAGAAAAUCUUGAGCAAACAUCUGAAAUGCAAGAAGAGGCAACUGCACCAACUGUAGCAGGGGAAGAAGAAGUGGUCGUAGAUGCUGUAGAUUCAGCACCGACCUUAUCGAAUCGCGAUCUGGAUGCUCCACGUGACUUUGUAGUGGGUCCCCAGCAACUAUUAGGAUUAGAUCAUGCUGUACUUCAAAGUAUCGAUCGCUGUCCCACGGAAGAUCUGAAAAGAAAAAUGUACAGUUGUGUACUUGUUGUUGGUUCUGGUAUGAAAUUUCAAGGUAUAGGUAUGUGGCUACACAAUCGGAUUUCUCUUCAAAUUCCUUACAUGUAUAGGGCUGAACAAUUGGAUAUCAUAACACAACCAAAAGAAAUGGAUCCUGGUAUGACAGCAUGGAAAGGGGCAGCAAUUCUAAGUUGUUUAGAAUCUGCUCAAGAAUUAUGGAUUGGUCGACAAGAAUGGGAACGAACAGGUGUCAGAGUAUUGAGAGAAAGAGCACCAUUUAUGUGGUAAAAAUGCUUGAAUAAAACAUUUUUCUAAAAUUAAAAAAUUUUAAUGUAAAAUAUUAAACUUAAAUUUUGAUUUAGCCACUUUUUUCAAUUAUGUAUUACAUAUAUCUUUAUCUACCAUAUAAUGUUAUCACCUCCCUAUCUUUAAGCACUUAAAUUUAUGUAAUUAAAAAUAAAACCUUAUUUUAAAAAUAUAGAA
Bombus pyrosoma is the source of this 2211-nucleotide messenger RNA. RefSeq names its product actin-related protein 8 (gene Arp8). The record is from RefSeq and is a predicted model, not a curated record. Gene Ontology annotation, biological process: regulation of DNA-templated transcription; double-strand break repair. Bases 316 to 2016 code for a protein of 566 amino acids. The transcript has 7 exons. NCBI's taxonomy places the organism in Eukaryota, Metazoa, Arthropoda, Insecta, Hymenoptera, Apidae. Gene Ontology annotation, cellular component: Ino80 complex.